Echinops telfairi (small Madagascar hedgehog) is the source of this 803-nucleotide messenger RNA. It is a transcript of the gene MRPS21, whose product is annotated as mitochondrial ribosomal protein S21. Gene Ontology annotation, biological process: translation. Gene Ontology annotation, molecular function: structural constituent of ribosome. The coding region runs from base 108 to 371 and encodes 87 amino acids. The record is from RefSeq and is a predicted model, not a curated record. Gene Ontology annotation, cellular component: ribosome. The transcript is spliced from 3 exons. Lineage: Eukaryota; Metazoa; Chordata; Mammalia; Afrosoricida; Tenrecidae.
ACCCCGUCUAGGCUUCCUUCGGACGGGGUUUGUGUUGCCCGUGGGAAGGAGGAAAUGUGCCUGUCUUUCUUGGGGACAGUGGAGUGAAGACUUUCAAAUCCAAGGUCAUGGCAAAACAUCUGAAGUUCAUUGCCAGGACAGUGAUGGUACAGGAAGGAAAUGUGGAAGGGGCCUACAGGACCCUCAACAGAAUCCUCACCAUGGACGGACUCAUUGAGGACAUUAAGCGAAGGCGGUAUUAUGAGAAGCCAUGCCGCAGGAGACAGCGGGAAAGCUACGAAACCUGCCGGAGGAUCUACAAUAUGGAAAUGACGCGAAAGAUCAACUUCUUGAUGCGGAAAAAUCGAGCGGAUCCUUGGCAGGGCUGCUGAGGGGAUUUGUGUCUCUAAUUCUUUUCUGGAAACCAUUUCUCCAACCUUUCUGUACAAUAAACCCCAUCGCAUUUAUGUAAGAAGGCCUACAUGUACAGAGGUAGUUCCAUCUGUCACCAGUGUUUUAUUAACUGAAAAAGAAGGAGCCAACAGUAGUAUAGGAGCAGUACUGAGGAAAUAUUCUAACGUAGUGGAUGUAUUUAUUGUGUAGGGGCUUCAAAACUCGUGGGAAAAUUCCAUGAACCUUUUGAAGUCUCUUCAUAUUUUCACUCAAUUUUUAUGAAAUCUAAGAACCGUAUCUGUUAAUGCUUUAUUGAACUAUCCACCUCCCCCCACCCCACCCCCGCACUGUUAUCUCCCCCACAUUUCUGUGAAGAGGAGAAGCAGCAUGUAUGUAUUUAGAAUAAAUUAUGCUUCUGAGACACCCAUCAA